Messenger RNA from Lodderomyces beijingensis, 846 nucleotides. The record is from the annotation of a GenBank genome assembly. Lineage: Eukaryota; Fungi; Ascomycota; Pichiomycetes; Serinales; Debaryomycetaceae.
AUGGACGUCAUUUCUUUUGACUACCAACCUCAGUUGCUCAUUACUUUUGCUUACCUAGUGCUAAUCUCGGGUGUACUAAUAGUCAAGCUCAUUACGCCGCUAAACAGGUUGUUGGAGUAUGGAAAAAACACUCAACUAGUGGCCAAUGCAUCCUCCGCACCAACAACGCCACUCGUGAGUGUCAUAGCCGACAAAUUGGUGGUGCCAAAGCUGUGGUUUACGCAUUUCUACAUUUGCCUCUUUACGCUAUCAACUGCCUCGUACUUCCGCGCCUGUCAUGACAAGUUGGUCCCAGGGGAAUCGGCAAGUUACAAGAAUGCCCUGAUAAUUCAAGGGCUACUCGUGUUGCAAGGGGGUCGAAGGAUGGCCGAAAGUUUUUUGGUGACGAAAUUUUCGCCAACUUCAAAGAUGAACUUCAGCCACUACGCCGUUGGGUUGUCGCAUUACGUGUUGAUCGCUAUGGCCACCUACUUUGGAGUCAAUGAGUUUUGCGCCACGAGCGCAACAUUCACCAUCAUGGACUACCUUUUGAUGGCAAUGUUUGGUGCGUCGUCGUACCAGCAGUUUAGCGUCCACUACCACUUGGCAAACUUGCACAAAUACUCAUUGCCCCUGUUCCAAACUGUCGCUUCGCCUCACUAUAUGUGGGAAGUGGCUCUCUAUUCUGUGCUUUUGAUCUUCAGCGUCAAGGAUGGAGUUACACCGAUGACUUGGUCUUUUCUAGCUGCUUGGGUCUUUGUCGUGGUGAAUUUGUCCAUCACUUCCAUCGAAACUUACAAGUACUACAAGAGCAAAUACCCAGAUGAGUUUAGAUUGAAAUGGGCCAUCAUCCCCGGUAUCUUGUAA